UGGGCCCGGCCGGUCGGUCGACAACGCAGAGGCUGGGGCACGCAGAUCAGAGGGAGCUGAGGGAGGCCUGACCUGAGGCCGGCAUCGGGAGCUGGUGGGAGCCAGACCCAGAGGUAAAAAGGCAUGGGAUCCCUGGUUCCCCAGUCCCUGGGGUGGGGAUGUUGCGGGAGGCAGGCUGGGUUUCUAACUCCAGGGAGCUAGGAAUCGUGCUCCUGAUUUCCUGGUGAGGGCGAUAAAUGGAGGGAGAGGGAGGAGAUAGACGGCAAGGUCCCUUGUCCUAGAUGGAGACAGGGAAGAGGUAGACCCUUGGGUUCUUAGGAAGGUGGAAGCAUUUGGAUGGAGUGGGAAGAACAGGGUGCUGGUAUGGGAUUGGAAUGGGGGAUUCCUAGGUCUAGGAAUAAGGACCAAUGGGGUCCCUGGGUCAGGGGAGCUGUUUAGGAUCUGGGACUGAGAGAAGCUGUUAUGGGGAUUGGCGGGGACUAUGGGAGAUUGUGAAGUUUACUGCCUCGGGCCUGGCUGGGCCCUCUCUGGAGGCCCAUCCCCACACCCCAAUGGCCUCCGUGGCUCCCCUGUGGCUCCCUUGUAGCUCCCGCGGCCGCCCCUUCCCUGGGCCAGGUCAUGCGCUGCCCCAAGUGCCUUCUCUGCCUGUCAGCACUGCUCACACUCCUGGGCCUCAAAGUGUACAUCGAGUGGACAUCUGAGUCCCGGCUCAGCAAGGCCUACCCCAGCCCCCGGGGCACCCCGCCAGGCCCCACGCCAGCCAACCCUGAGCCCACCCUACCUGCCAACCUCUCCACCCGCCUGGGCCAGACUGUCCCGCUGCCCUUCGCUUACUGGAACCAGCAGCAGUGGCGGCUGGGGUCCCUGCCCAGUGGGGACGGCACUGAAACGGGGGGCUGCCAGGCUUGGGGGGCCGCCGCCGCUGCUGAGAUCCCUGACUUCGCCUCCUACCCUAAGGACCUCCGCCGCUUCCUGCUGUCAGCAGCCUGCCGGAGCUUCCCACAGUGGCUGCCUGGAGGUGGUGGCGGCCAAGUCUCCAGCUGCUCAGAUACUGAUGUCCCCUACCUGCUAUUGGCCGUCAAGUCAGAACCAGGGCGCUUUGCAGAACGACAGGCCGUGAGGGAGACGUGGGGCAGUCCAGCUCCAGGAAUCCGGCUGCUCUUCCUGCUAGGGUCUCCUGUGGGUGAGGCGGGGCCUGACCUAGACUCACUAGUGGCCUGGGAGAGCCGUCGCUACAGUGACCUGCUGCUCUGGGACUUCCUCGACGUCCCAUUCAACCAGACGCUCAAAGACCUGCUGCUGCUGGCCUGGCUGGGCCGCCACUGCCCGACCGUGAGUUUCGUCUUGCGAGCUCAGGACGAUGCCUUUGUGCACACCCCUGCCCUGCUGGCUCACCUGCAGGCCCUGCCACCUGCCUCAGCCCGAAGUCUCUACCUGGGUGAGGUCUUUACCCAGGCCAUGCCUCUCCGGAAGCCAGGAGGACCCUUCUAUGUGCCCGAGUCCUUCUUUGAAGGUGGCUACCCAGCCUAUGCAAGCGGGGGUGGCUACGUCAUUGCCGGGCGCCUGGCACCCUGGCUGCUGCGGGCAGCAGCCCGUGUGGCACCCUUCCCCUUUGAGGACGUCUACUCUGGCCUCUGCAUCCGAGCCCUGGGCCUGGUGCCCCAGGCCCACCCAGGCUUCCUCACAGCCUGGCCAACAGACCGCACUGCGGACCACUGCGCUUUCCGCAACCUGCUGCUGGUACGGCCCCUGGGCCCCCAGGCCAGCAUUCGGCUCUGGAAACAACUGCAAGACCCAACGCUCCAGUGCUGACUCUUGGUGGGGAGGGCGGAGGUGCUGACCUGGCCUGGGCCCUGGCCUGGGCCUCUGGGGCCUGCCCCUGGCUCAGCCCCUCCUUCCAGGUCUUGAUGGGAGGGAGGAGGGCCCAGAAGCUAGACAACUUAAGCCACUCCUUGGCCUCCCCAGCCAGGGGCCUGGGCAGGAAAGAUGGGGUGGUGGACUGUUUUUGCCUACUUUUUGUUUUUGAAAAACAUGCACUCCCCACUCUGA
This is a messenger RNA of Nomascus leucogenys (northern white-cheeked gibbon), 2049 nucleotides long. RefSeq names its product UDP-GlcNAc:betaGal beta-1,3-N-acetylglucosaminyltransferase 8 (gene B3GNT8). NCBI's taxonomy places the organism in Eukaryota, Metazoa, Chordata, Mammalia, Primates, Hylobatidae. The record is from RefSeq and is a predicted model, not a curated record. Gene Ontology annotation, cellular component: membrane. Gene Ontology annotation, molecular function: protein N-acetylglucosaminyltransferase activity.